Molecule: messenger RNA, 1059 nt
Organism: Aspergillus heteromorphus CBS 117.55
Lineage: Eukaryota; Fungi; Ascomycota; Eurotiomycetes; Eurotiales; Aspergillaceae
Product: isopenicillin N synthase family dioxygenase
Exons: 6
Coding region: 1-1059 (352 amino acids)
Molecular function (GO): dioxygenase activity
Source: RefSeq, a predicted model, not a curated record
AUGUCAUCCUCCCCUUCCCUCGAGAAAGGCGAGUUCGACCAUAUCCCCGUCAUCGACCUCGCCCCCCUGAGAAGUCCCCUCCUUCAGGAACGGCAGCGGCUCGCCAGGGAGAUCUACACGGCCUGCACCCAGGUCGGCUUCUUCUACAUCAAGAACCAUGGAAUCCCCGAAGAGCUGAUUGCCACCCUGCGAGAGGCCGCACAACGGUUCUUUUCUCUCCCGGAGGAGCAGAAGAUGGAAACCUCCAUCCGAAAGUCCAAGAAAUACCGGGGCUUCAUCCCCCUUAACUGCGAGCAACCGACCGGCACCGAUCUGGAGCCGGCGCCCGAGCCCGACCCCUCCACCGCCGCCUUCUCCGAAGCGUUUGACAUCGGAUACGAGCUGGACGCAGACCCCCAGCGAAGCCCCACCGAUACCCUCCCAGCAGACGCCUACGAGCUGUACGGGGACAACCAGUGGCCCCGCGACGAUUUGCUGCCUGGCUUUCGUGAGGUCUACCGGCGAUACUUCGCCGAGGCAUUGACCCUCUGCCGCGCCAUGAUCCGCAUCUUUGCCCUCGCCCUGGAUCUCCCCGAGGACUUCUUCGACCCGAUGGUCAACUAUCCUGGGGCGACAUCACGCAUGUUGCACUAUCCGCCCCAGCCGGCGGCGGAUGCGAUCAGGAUCGGACUGGGGGAACAUACGGAUUACGAAUGCUUCACUCUGCUGUUGCAAGACCAGGUACCAGCCUUGCAGGUUCGCAAUUCCCGGGGGGAGUGGAUCCUCGCGCCGCCCAUCCCUGGCACUUUGGUCGUGAACAUCGCCGAUUGUCUGUCGAUCUGGACCAACAAAAUCUUCAAAUCGACGAUCCACCGGGUGACGAAUCUGACCGGACAGGAGCGGUACACCAUUCCGUUCUUCUUCGGGGUGGAUUAUGACACCACCGUGUCGGUUCUGCCGAGCUGCAUUUCCGACGACCGGCCGGCGUGUAAGCCGGCGUUCAAGGCGGGCGAGUGGGUGCGUCAUCAGAUGACGAGGGCUUAUCCCGGGUAUGAGGAGCCGGCGAGGGGGGACAGCUGA